Molecule: messenger RNA, 753 nt
Organism: Dalotia coriaria
Lineage: Eukaryota; Metazoa; Arthropoda; Insecta; Coleoptera; Staphylinidae
Exons: 2
Coding region: 76-636 (186 amino acids)
Source: RefSeq, a predicted model, not a curated record
AUUGUUUUGUGAGUUGUUGACUUGAUCUUUUAGAUUCGUUUAUCCAAAUCAUUGUAAUAAUAAACGUGAGGUAAUAUGUAUGCUGAUUUACAUUUUUUAACAUUUGAUAACAAAAUGCACCGCGCUGAAAAUGAAGAAAUAGAAAUUUAUAACUUUCGUUCAUCGGACGACGAAGAAGAUGUCAUCUUCGGUGUACCUCUUGGAUAUGGCCCGAGUCCAUACGAAUACCUUAACGACGAUGAUCCGCUGACUGAAUUUCCAAUCAAUACAAAUACCAACCGAGUUACUCGUAAAUCACCAAAAGAAGAAGAGAAUAUUUACUCCAGUGAAGCAGAUAAAUUAAUGGCCGAGUUGGCAGCUGAUGAUUCUUUCUGCCUGGAGUCAUGGCGAAUACCUAGACCACCGCAAUAUCGAAAACCGCAUAAAAUUGAUUUCGACUUUCGAUGGAUGACUGAACAGAAACCUAAGAUAUAUCACAAAAUUUCGAAGAUGAUUAAAAGUUAUAUGGAACAAGCAAAAUCUCAAGAGAAUCAGCAGCCUGGUAAACCUGUGGAUCUGACUAAAUUGAAACCAAAAUAUGCGUGUCUUCUUGAAAAUUUAGGAUCACUGAUUGAAUCGUACAAAGACACCAGUUAAAACUAAAGAUUCGAAUGUUGCAUGAUUUCCUUUAAAACUCAGUAAAAUAUGACAAUUAUUUACUAUUGUUUUGAAACAUCCGAAGAUAACUUUUGCAAUAAAAUGCUUUUAAAUGGU